This is a messenger RNA of Vigna umbellata (rice bean), 1684 nucleotides long. The record is from RefSeq and is a predicted model, not a curated record. NCBI's taxonomy places the organism in Eukaryota, Viridiplantae, Streptophyta, Magnoliopsida, Fabales, Fabaceae.
GUAGCUCAGAUGGUAGAGCGCUCGCUUAGCAUGCGAGAGGUACGGGGAUCGAUACCCCGCAUCUCCAAAAUGUAAAUGUUUUUUUUCCAUUUUCUUUUGUUUUUAAUUCAACAAUCCUUUACUUUUAUUCCUAGUACUUGCUCCUGGUACUCUUGUCUUUAUUCAUGGAAGAACAUCCUGAAUCUCAAUGUCGCUACUCAAGUCAACAGCUCUUGUUUCCAAACCUUGUUUCACCACCACCCUCAAUUCUCUACAAUGUGGAAGCUUACUGCAAUCACUCUCCAAUUCCAAAUCCUUAACCCAAGCCCAGCAACUCCACGCACACGUCACCACCGACGGCAACCUCCGCCACAACACCUAUCUCGCCACCAAGCUCGCCGCAUGCUACGCUGCCUGCGGCCACAUGUCCCAUGCCCAACUCAUCUUCGACCAAAUUGUGCUAAAGAAUUCGUUUCUCUGGAACUCCAUGAUCAGGGGCUACGCCUGCAACCACUCUCCCAUUAAGUCCCUUGUUCUCUACCGUGAAAUGUUGCGUUUAGGACAGAAGCCUGACAAUUUCACCUACCCUUUUGUCCUGAAGGCCUGUGGGGACCUUCUGCUUCGCGGAAUUGGUAGAAAGGUUCACGCUUUGGUGGUGGUUGGUGGGUUCGAGGAGGAUGUUUACGUGGGGAACUCGAUACUUUCGAUGUACUUAAAGUUUGGUGACGUGGCAGCUGCGCAGGUGGUGUUUGAUAAAAUGCCUAUGAGGGACUUGACUUCUUGGAACACCAUGGUGUCGGGGUGUGUGAAGAAUGGUGAGACUCAGGGAGCUUUUGAGAUUUUUGGGGAGAUGAGGAGGGUUGGUUUUGUGGGAGAUGGGACCACCCUGCUUGCUCUUCUCUCCGCUUGCGGGGAUGUUAUGGAUUUGAAGGCGGGGAAAGAGAUUCAUGGUUUUGUUGUCAGAAAUGGUGGGAAUGGGAGAGUGAAUAAUGGGUUUUUAGUGAAUUCAAUUAUAGACAUGUACUGCAAUUGUGAGUCUAUGUCUUGUGCAAGGAACUUGUUUGAAGGGUUGAUAGUGAAGGAUGUUGUGUCGUGGAAUUCUUUGAUAUCCGGGUAUGAGAAACGUGGGGAUGCUUUUGAAGCUCUUGAGCUUUUCGGUCGGAUGGUUGAGGGAAGGGAAGUGCCAGAUGAAGUGACCGUAAUUUCAGUGCUCGGAGCUUGUAAUCAAAUAUCGGCUUUGCGGUUGGGCACGUCUGUUCAUUCAUAUGUUGUUAAGAGGGGCUAUGGAGUGAAUGUAGCUGUUGGAACUGCACUUAUUGGCAUGUAUGCUAACUGUGGGAGUUUAAUUUGUGCGUGUUGUGUGUUUGAUGAGAUGCCUGAGAAAAAUUUGGCUGUUUGGACCGUUAUGGUUUCUGGCUUUGGAAUUCAUGGGAGAGGAAGAGAGGCAGUCUCCAUUUUCUACGAAAUGUUAGGUACAAAUGUAAUUCCAGAUGAGGGCAUUUUCACUGCAGUUUUAUCUGCUUGUAGUCAUUCUGGAUUAGUGGAUGAAGGUAAAGAAAUUUUCUAUAAAAUUACUAGAGACUAUAAUGUAGACCCUGGACCCACUCAUUAUUCAUGUUUAGUGGAUCUACUUGGCAGAGCAGGGUACUUAGAUGAAGCAUAUGAAGUUAUAGAGANUGUAUUCCUGUUAAAUAAAAUGGUAUGA